Acanthisitta chloris (rifleman) is the source of this 1384-nucleotide messenger RNA. Its product is annotated as probable phospholipid-transporting ATPase IH. The transcript is spliced from 11 exons. The record is from RefSeq and is a predicted model, not a curated record. The annotation marks the transcript as partial. Gene Ontology annotation, cellular component: plasma membrane; recycling endosome; endoplasmic reticulum. Lineage: Eukaryota; Metazoa; Chordata; Aves; Passeriformes; Acanthisittidae. Gene Ontology annotation, biological process: phospholipid translocation. Gene Ontology annotation, molecular function: ATP binding; ATPase-coupled intramembrane lipid carrier activity; magnesium ion binding.
GUUUGAAUUAUUAGAGGUUUUGAGUUUUGAUUCUGUGAGACGACGAAUGAGUGUCAUUGUUAAAUCUUCAGCAGGUGAUAUAUUUCUCUUUUGCAAGGGAGCAGAUUCCUCCAUAUUUCCUAGGGUAAAAGAAGGCAAAAUCGAGCAGGUUCGAUCGCGAGUGGAACGCAAUGCCGUGGAGGGACUGCGAACUUUGUGCGUUGCAUACAAAAAACUCUCAGCAGAAGAAUAUAGCCAUGCACAGAAGCUGCUUCAGAAUGCAAAGUUGGCUCUCCAGGACCGGGAAAAGAAGUUGGCAGAAGUGUAUGAGAAGAUAGAAAGAGAUUUUAUCUUACUUGGUGCUACAGCUGUUGAAGAUCGACUACAAGAAAAAGCUGCUGACACUAUUGAAGCACUCCAGAAAGCAGGAAUUAAAGUCUGGGUUCUGACAGGAGACAAAAUGGAAACUGCUGCAGCUACUUGCUAUGCUUGUAAACUCUUCCGGAGAAACACCCAAAUCCUGGAGCUAACCACCAAGAAAAUUGAGGAGCAGAGUUUACACGAUGUGCUCUUUGACCUAAGCAAAACUGUCCUCAGACACAAUGGCAGCUUAACCAGGGAUACUUUCUCAGGACUUUCAACUGAUAUGCAAGAUUAUGGUUUAAUUAUUGAUGGAGCAGCACUGUCAUUAAUAAUGAAACCAAGGCAAGAUGGGAGCUCUGGUAACUACAGAGAGCUCUUCCUUGAGAUCUGCAGGAACUGCAGUGCAGUGUUAUGCUGUCGAAUGGCACCUCUGCAAAAAGCACAGAUUGUAAAACUAAUUAAGUUAUCAAAGGAGCAUCCUAUCACAUUAGCAAUUGGUGAUGGAGCAAAUGAUGUCAGUAUGAUUUUAGAAGCACAUGUUGGUAUAGGAAUCAUUGGCAAAGAAGGUCGUCAAGCAGCAAGAAACAGUGACUAUGCAAUACCUAAAUUUAAACAUUUGAAAAAAAUGUUGCUUGUUCAUGGGCAUUUUUAUUACAUUAGGAUAUCUGAACUUGUGCAAUACUUCUUUUAUAAGAAUGUCUGCUUCAUUUUUCCUCAGUUUUUAUAUCAGUUCUUCUGUGGGUUUUCACAACAGACUUUAUACGAUACUGCGUAUCUAACACUGUACAAUAUCAGCUUCACUUCCCUUCCUAUCCUCUUGUACGGUCUAAUGGAACAACAUGUCAGUGCAGACACACUCAAGAGAGAGCCUUCCCUGUACAGAGAUGUUGCCAAGAAUGCUUUGCUGCGCUGGCGUGCAUUUAUUUAUUGGACAUUCCUAGGAGUGUUUGAUGCUGUGGUAUUUUUCUUUGGUGCCUAUUUAUUGUUUGACAACACAGUUGUGACCAGCAAUGGACAGCUAAUGACAACCAGCACUCACAUG